Molecule: messenger RNA, 1491 nt
Organism: Charadrius vociferus (killdeer)
Lineage: Eukaryota; Metazoa; Chordata; Aves; Charadriiformes; Charadriidae
Product: solute carrier family 2, facilitated glucose transporter member 11-like
Exons: 12
Coding region: 1-1491 (496 amino acids)
Biological process (GO): monosaccharide transmembrane transport
Cellular component (GO): membrane
Molecular function (GO): hexose transmembrane transporter activity
Source: RefSeq, a predicted model, not a curated record
AUGAACAAGCUGCAGAGACUGCUUCAGAGCAAGAUCCUGAUCCUGACAAUAUGUGCCGCUGGGAUUGGAGGCACUUUCCAAUAUGGUUACAACAUCUCCAUCAUCAAUGCUCCAACUUCAUACAUCCAGACGUUCAUGAAUGAAACCUGGCUGGAGCGCACAGGCGUUCCCCUUGAGAGCAACAUGAUACUGCUGCUGUGGUCUUUCACUGUCUCUGCGUACCCUCUGGGAGGACUCACUGGGGCUGUUGUUGCUGGUCCCAUGGCCAUCAUGUUGGGAAGGAAGAUGUCCCUGCUGCUGAACAACAUCUUCGUGAUCAUAGCUGCAGUCUUGUCAGGAUUCAGCCGAAUGGCAAAAUCCUUUGAAAUGAUUAUGCUCAGCAGAUUUUUUACUGGCGUGAAUGCAGGUGUAAGCAUGAACAUUCAGCCCAUGUAUCUGGCGGAAAGUGCCCCGAAGAAGCUCAGAGGAGCUGUGGCCUUGACCUCUGCAUCGUUUACAGCCCUGGGGUUGGUGCUGGGGCAGGUUGUUGGACUCAGGGAGCUACUAGGAGGGGAGGAGAGCUGGCCGUUCCUUUUAGCUAGCAAUGUGGUGCCUGCCCUGAUCCAGCUCACAGCUCUGCCUUGGUUCCCUGAAAGUCCCAGAUACCUCUUGAUUGACCGUGGAGAUAAAGAAUCCUGCAUCUCUGCACUGCAGAAGCUCAGAGGCAACAGUGACCUUAGUGCAGAGCUGGAAGAGAUGCUGGCUGAACAAGCUGCCGUUAAAGGUCAGAGAGCGAAGAACCCUUGGGAGCUCUUCAAAAAUCCAGCUUUGAGGUGGCAGCUGAUGAGUAUCAUUGUGCUGAGCAGUGCCAUGCAGCUCUGCGGGAAUGAUUCGAUGUAUUUUUAUGCAGCUUAUGUGUUCCAAGAGGCUGGAAUUCCUCAGGACAAAAUCCCGUAUGUUGUAAUUGGCACGGGGAGCUGUGAACUGAUCACGUCUGUCACCUGUAACAUGAUUAUAGACUAUGCUGGUCGGAGGCCACUGCUCCUGGGGGGAUAUAUCUUCAUGGCAGGAUGGGCCAUUGUCUUCAUGGUCGCUCUGAGCCAGCAGACUCAGAUUAGCUGGAUGCCUUAUCUCAGCAUGGCCUGCAUUUUCGCCUAUAUCCUGAGCUUUGGAAUCGGACCAGCUGGUGUAACAGGAGUUCUGCCCACAGAGGUUUUUGAUCAAAUGUCCCGGCCAGCUGCUUACAUGAUCUGUGGCUCUCUGCUCUGGUUCAACCUAUUUCUGGUCGGAACAGCCUUUCCAUUCAUUGUGAAAAGUCUAGCACAUUUCUGCUACAUCCCAUUCCUUGUGGUCUGCAUCUGCACUGCUCUCUACGUUGGGUUUUUCCUUCCUGAGACAAAGGGAAAGUCCUUCCUGGAAAUCUCAGAGGAGUUCAAGAAACGGAACUUCAAAGCUCAGACCCAUGCAGUUUUUUAUAAAGGCCCCGAAGAGAUCAAAUCCACCGUGUUGUAG